AUGCCAGAAACACUCCUAUCAUACUUGACGCGGCCCAAUCCUCGCAUCUCAUGUAUAGCGCGUGGACCAGUCAAGUUCACGUUUAACACCCUAUGGUUCCCCGUCGAGAAUGUGGAGCCAUGGACCGAAUUUAAUUACCAGAAUCUGAUGUCGCUCUUCAGUCCUGAUUUGAGCCGCCAGGUGGACUUGGCUGAUCCUACUCCUCAAUGCGAAGCGUCUAUGUUCAGUCAACUUCACGAUGAAGAGGCAUUGGGGCACGUUGUUGCAGCGUCAAUCAUGAUCCCCGUGUCCUGUGCCCUUCCAGAGGAUUUGUUCUUGUCAUCCGGUGCGAUAACAUGGGAAACCAACAAAUGUAGACCUGAUUGGUCAGGGGGAAACAAACUCUAUCUGCAAGGACAUGGUCCAGCAAAGGAUCGUCCCAAGGCCAUCAUUCUCGGAGACACCAAAAACCAAUGGUCACACAGAGAUGCUAUUACAAAAGUCCGAAAUUCUAUUCGCAAUGGUUACGAAUUUGAUGGGCCGCGUCAAAUUUCUCCAUUAAAGCAAAUUCAGUAUUAUUGU
Messenger RNA from Aspergillus ibericus CBS 121593, 561 nucleotides. RefSeq lists its product as uncharacterized. The transcript has a single exon. Lineage: Eukaryota; Fungi; Ascomycota; Eurotiomycetes; Eurotiales; Aspergillaceae. The annotation marks the transcript as partial. The record is from RefSeq and is a predicted model, not a curated record.